AUGAACGGCGUCAGAAGCCUGGAAACUUCUAAACCUUCUCAAGUGAGCCUCGAGCCAAAGUCGGAACCACCGUCGAUAGAGGCGGCGUCGCAGCAGGUUCCGCCGAUGUCAAUGUCUCUGGCUCCACCGUCGUCGAUGGCAACGCCAUUGAAGAGAGCUUCGACUAAAGACCGUCAUACCAAGGUGGAAGGAAGAGGGAGGAGGAUACGGAUGCCUGCCACGUGUGCGGCAAGGAUUUUUCAGUUGACUCGAGAGCUAGGUCAUAAAUCAGACGGAGAAACGAUUCGGUGGUUGUUGGAGAACGCCGAGCCUGCGAUUAUCGCCGCCACGGGUACGGGAACGGUUCCGGCUAUCGCUAUGUCGGUUAACGGAACACUGAAAAUCCCAACCACGACGAACGCCGAUUCCGAUUUGGGGGAAAAUCCGGCGAAGAAGAGACGAAAACGACCUUCCAACAGUGAGUAUAUUGACAUAAACGACGCCGUCUCAGCUUCAUCCGGUCUAGCUCCCAUUUCCACAACAUCGAUUCAACCUCUGCAAGCUCCGGUAUCAAACGUCGCUCAACAAACUCUGCCGCAAGGAAUGAUUCCGAUGUGGGCUAUUCCAUCAAACGCGGUGAUUCCGGCGGUCGGAGCUUUCUUCUUAGUUCCACACGUCGCUGGUUCGUCGAAUCAACCUCAGAUAUUAGCUUUUCCAGCUGCUGCUGCUGCUGCUGCUGCUUCGCCGUCGUCUUACGUCGCCGCAGUCCAACAGGCUUCUUCCAUGGCCAUACCACCUCCUCUUCAAGCUGUUCCUAACAGCGGCGUGAUAUCCGCACCAGACGUCACCGGUUCAAAACCAUCGUCGGUUAUGGCUCCAAGCUCAAGCUCCGGCAUAACAACAGGCGGUUCGUCGGCGGCGCACAUGCUCAGAGACUUCUCGCUGGAGAUUUACGAGAAACAAGAACUUCACCAGUUCAUGACCACCACCACAACACGGUCGUCGAACCACUGA
This is a messenger RNA of Microthlaspi erraticum, 993 nucleotides long. The record is from the annotation of a GenBank genome assembly. NCBI's taxonomy places the organism in Eukaryota, Viridiplantae, Streptophyta, Magnoliopsida, Brassicales, Brassicaceae.